UCCUGCCGUCGGGGUGGCUUUGCCCGAGCCGUCAGUCGUGGUGGUCGGCCAGGCGCUGCCACUGUAGGCGCCAUUGCGGUGAUUCCCAGCAUGGCCAGCCCCAGGCGUAGACAUCCGGAGACUGGCCUAGAGCCCAAGAGCAGUAUUUGGAAAGCAGCCCGCGGCGUUAGCUCAGUAUUUGCCUGGGAGGGAGCGGGUCCCCGUUUCAGGCUUUUCCCCACAAUCACGAGGGUUGGAAACUUAUUCUGCUUCCCUAAACAAAACUGAAGAUUGUCAGGUAAAUCAACCUGGCUCUGGGAGCUGGGGCUUUGAGAACAACAACAACAACAAAUGCUGCCAGAGUUGCAAGAAACCAGUGCGGAGCUGGGUCUAAAUGAUCACCACCAGAAUGAAGUGAUCAAUUACAUGCGCUUCGCUCGUUCCAAGCGUGGCCUCCGUCUCAAGACAGUGGAUUCUUGCUUUCAGGAUCUUAAGGACAGCAGGCUGGUGGAGGAGACUUUCACAGUAGAUGAGGUGACAGAAAUGCUGGAUGGGUUGCAGACUGUGGUACACAGUGAAGUGGAAUCAGAACUCAUUAAUACAGCAUACACCAAUGUGUUACUUCUACGCCAACUCUUUUCACAGGCUGAGAAGUGGUACCUUAAGCUACAGACUGAUAUCUCUGAGCUGGAAAAUCGAGAAUUGUUAGAGCAAGUUGCUGAAUUUGAAAAGGCAGAAUUUACAUCUUCAAACAAGAAGCCCAGUUCAGAGCUCAUUAAGCCUAAACUUGCUCCAUUAAAUGAAGGUGGGUCAGAGCUGCUAAACAAGGAAAUUACAAGACUUCAAGAAGAAAAUGAAAAACUGAAGACCAGACUCAAGACAAUAGAAACACAGGCUACAAGUGCAUUGGAUGAAAAAUCAAAACUAGAGAAAUCACUGAAGGAUUUACAGAUGAUUCAGGGAGAUCAAAAGACUAACGUAACUCAGGAUAUAAGUGAACUGGAAGAUACAGUGUCUGCUCUGAGGUGCCAGUUUGAGAAGACUCUGAAUGACAGUACUGCAAACCAAAAGUUCUUGGAAGAGAACUUGGUGAUGACAAAGCAUGACCUACUCAAGGUUCAGGACCAGUUAUCUACAGCUGAAAAGGAGUUGGAGAAGAAGUUCCAGCAAACAGCUGCCUUCCGCAACAUGAAAGAGAUUCUCACCAAGAAGAAUGAGCAGAUAAAGGAUCUACGGAGAAGACUUUCAAGAUACGAACCAGAUGAUUAAAAUGUGAAGAGCAUUUGGUCUGUCAAGAAGCUGCCACACAAAGAGAACAGAUUGUUGUGUUACUUUAAGGGAUUUGUUGAAAUACUUUGAGAGAUUUGUUUUGAAUGGUUUAUUUUCUGCUUCUGCCAACACUUAAAAAUAACCUUUUGUUGAUAGAAAACUGAAAUUCCUACUUUAUUUACUUAAGAACUGAAAGAUGAGAACAAAGUUUAUAGAGUGUCAUAGUUUCUGUACUUGUCUUUUUAAUAGUUAACCUUGUUCAUUCCCUGGGAAAUAGCAAACACCAAAUUAAGAGUUAUUUACAAAGAAAGGAGUUUAUUUUUGUUAAAAUAAAAUAUAUAUACUUCUUCUCUACAUAGCUUUGAGAUGCAAUUUACAUACCUAAGAUGUGACUCUUUUUUUUUUUUUUUUUUCUUUUCUUGCUGCGGGCAUAACUUUCACAUAAAAACACCCAUAAGCUAACUUCAUAAGGUUAAUCUUCCUACUGGAUGCCUGAUUUCCUCUGUGCAAGUUAUUUGCUGAAUAUAGGGUGUGCAUUAGAUAAAGGGGGACAAAUAUGCAAUAUUUGGGAAUCAAGGAAUGUGUAGUCAACUUAACGGUGACAUUACUAGAAAAAGAUGUACAUUGGACAUCUGUUGUUAUCAAACCGUGUAGUACAGAUUUAAAGGAAAACAAAUACUUGCUGACUUCUGCAAUAUAUCACAGAUCUAAAUUGCUCAAUAGGAAUACAAACCAAAAAGUAUAUUUUUCCCCCCACGGGCUCGCGUAAAGACUUUAACUUGAACACUAGAAUCUUGAUUCUUUCAAAGUAUUAAAAUUAAACCAGCAGGAUGGAGAGAGGCUGAGAAAGCUGGUAACAGAGCAACUUUCUGGUGGGAAAAUAACUUUUAGGAGGUUUUGGUUUUUUUUCCCCUACUUUCUUUUGCACCCUCAGCUACCCAGUUCUUGCACUCAAACUGUUCUGUAUUUAUCUGCCAACCUAUUUUAAUACAUUUUACUUGUUUGUGUCUCUGGUCAUGUAUAUAUGUUGCAUACAACUCUAAAUAAAACCAUUUAUGUUUUCCAACAUCAAA
Molecule: messenger RNA, 2321 nt
Organism: Caretta caretta (loggerhead turtle)
Lineage: Eukaryota; Metazoa; Chordata; Testudines; Cheloniidae
Gene: LZTFL1
Product: leucine zipper transcription factor like 1
Biological process (GO): negative regulation of protein localization to cilium
Cellular component (GO): cytoplasm
Source: RefSeq, a predicted model, not a curated record